Kogia breviceps (pygmy sperm whale) is the source of this 2387-nucleotide messenger RNA. It is a transcript of the gene FHL1, whose product is annotated as four and a half LIM domains 1. Gene Ontology annotation, molecular function: transmembrane transporter binding. Gene Ontology annotation, biological process: muscle organ development. The record is from RefSeq and is a predicted model, not a curated record. Lineage: Eukaryota; Metazoa; Chordata; Mammalia; Artiodactyla; Physeteridae.
UAUGUUCACAACUGAGCCACAGCCUUAUCAGCUGGGCCUGAGGGAAGACUGGUCUAGGUGCUGCUCCUGAACUUGGUCUCUAAGCCAUGGCUUCCCAUAGACACUCAGGUCCCUCCAGCUACAAGGUGGGCACCAUGGCUGAGAAAUUGGACUGCCACUACUGCAGGGACUCCCUGCAGGGAAAGAAGUACGUGCAGAAGGACGGCCACCACUGCUGCCUCAAGUGCUUCGACAAGUUCUGCGCCAACACGUGCGUGGAGUGCCGCAAGCCCAUCGGCGCCGACUCCAAGGAGGUGCACUACAGGAACCGCUACUGGCACGACACCUGCUUCCGCUGCGCCAAGUGCCUCCGCUCCUUGGCCAAUGAGACCUUCGUGGCCAAGGACAACAAGAUCCUGUGCAACAAGUGCACCACUCGGGAGGACUCCCCCAAGUGCAAGGGCUGCUUCAAGCCGAUCGUGGCAGGAGAUCAGAACGUGGAGUACAAGGGCACCGUCUGGCACAAAGACUGCUUCACCUGCAGCAACUGCAAGCAAGUCAUCGGGACGGGAAGCUUCUUCCCUAAAGGGGAGGACUUCUACUGCGUGACUUGCCACGAGGCCAAGUUUGCCAAGCACUGCGUGAAGUGCAACAAGGCCAUCACAUCUGGAGGAAUCACUUACCAGGAUCAGCCCUGGCAUGCCGAGUGCUUUGUGUGUGUUACCUGCUCUAAGAAGCUGGCUGGGCAGCGUUUCACCGCUGUGGAGGACCAGUAUUACUGCGUGGAUUGCUACAAGAACUUUGUGGCCAAGAAGUGUGCUGGAUGCAAGAACCCCAUCACUGGGUUUGGUAAAGGCUCCAGUGUGGUGGCCUAUGAAGGACAGUCCUGGCACGACUACUGCUUCCACUGCAAAAAAUGCUCCAUGAAUCUGGCCAACAAGCGCUUUGUUUUCCAUCAGGAGCAAGUGUAUUGCCCCGACUGUGCCAAAAAGCUGUAAAGUGACAGGGGCUCCUGUCCUGUGAAGUGGAAUUUGAGUCUUGUUCCUCGAGCCCUCGCCCCCGCCCCCGCCCUCUGCCCGGCGGCACCCCGCGGGCGAGAGCGGCCCCUCCCCCCCUUCAGGGUUGCUCCUCCUGUCCCUCCUCCCGUUUUACAGUUUCUACUCAAGUAAGCGCGCAGUGGCCGUGUUAGGGCUUAGCCAAAGCAACCCUGCGGCAAGUUAAUUCCUCCAUAGCUGCAAUUAGCAAACGAACACUUAGCUAGACUGACUCUUCUGCAUGUUUAUCAUAGAGCAGAAAAGUGCUGACCAUGUAGCUGCUUAGUGAUGUUAAGCAAGAAGCCUAAGAGAUAAAGCCCCCCCACUGAGAUGCCUCUUGUGGCUCAGCUGGGACCCACCGUGUCGACCACACGACACUUCAGAGUUGCAGCGGCUGCUCCAACUCGGCUGCUCACCCUGUUCUGUGAGCAGAAAGGACUUAGCGAAAUGCAUGGUUUAACUUCCUCAUCAAAACCUUCCUUCUGUUCUUUUGUGCUUUCAAAUGACUAACACGGAUAUUUCCAGAAAAUUAACAACAUUUGAAUUUAGCAGUAAUUCUCAACUGACCUUUUCCCCUGUACUAACGUUUGAUUUCCCCGUGUGGCGUGUUUUUCUGAGCGUUCCUACUUUCAAACACGGAACGUGCAGGUGAUUUGGAAAGUGUAGGCAGAUCUGAGAAAACAAACAGGCCUGUUUCAGAAGAACGUCAUCACAGCGAAUACUUCUGGAAAGCUUAACAAAACUAACCCAGCUGUCCUUUAUCUUUUUUUUAAUUAAUAAUAUUUUUGUUUUAAUUAAUAGCAACAUAGCUUAUUGGGUUUGGAGACUUGCAUGGAGAUAUUUUAGCCCCCUCAGACGUGCCUGCAGUUUUGAAAGUCAUCCUACAGAAGUAACCAUAAAACUCGAGAGGGGUAGGUGAGCAGGCGCCAGGACUGUCAUUGACACGGAUAUGACAUUUCCCAACAGUGACAAGUGGAAUCCCGUGUAACACAGUACUUGCCUGCUCUGUGUCCGUGUGUUGAUAAGCAGGCCCGCCAAGUCCCUUCCCUUGGGAUUCUGAGGACUGUUCCUCAAGAGCUUAGCUGGCUCUCUGGGGGCACGCGGAGGAGGCCACUGUCCCCGCAGGCAGCACCGGAUUUCCACGUAGCGCUUACCUGAGAUUGCAGGAUCACCUACUUACCGUAUUCUAGCUCCAUUGUUAUAUUACAUAGUAUAAUGAGACGAUAUCAAGAGUACACAUGUAAUGACAGUGCACAUUAACACUCUUGUAGGAGUGGUUAGAGAAGCCGAUGCCUCAUUUCUACAUUUUGUCAUUAGCUAUGAUCAUCUGACACUUCAGUGUAUCCUUACAGAAAUAAAGCAGCAUAUAAAUAA